AUUAUUCUAAAAAUAGCUUAAGUAUGCAUCACCUAUCUUUACAAUGUCUCGUGAGACUGCAUCACUUAUUUUUCUUUGUAAAUGGUGACUAAUGAAUGAUUAAUUAUUAAACAGAUGUGUCAUCCAAUCAAAUUCCUAUUUUAUGUCGACACCCAUUACUUUGACCUUGUCUGGAUUAUUAAUAUAUAGCUGAUUGGUUCCACUGGUAGCUAAAUGAAGUCUACCAAUCAGAGAAAGAGUAAAUUUUCAAUCUGGUGCGUAGGUGUUUUGCUGGAAAUCAAGUUUAGGUCACUCAUAUGUUUUCUGAUCGGUAGACUUUAGUAUGUUGACAUCAUUGUCAGUCAGCUAACUAUAGCUCUUAUCUGCUGUCUGGUUUUGAAGACACCGAAAAUUAAUGUAGUUAUAAUAUCUACUUUCAAUCAGCCCAUGAAUUCUAACUUUCACCGAUACGUGAUUUUAGCACGACCAUCAACCAUUGUCAUCGGUGGGAAAUCCAUCCUCACUGUCGACUGGAUGAACCUUACUGGUCACAACUUCUCACUAAAAGUCCAAGCAGCUUCCUCCUGUAGCCAGCGAGUAUCAGAUUAAUUCUGAAGAGUUAGUUUGUAAGAAUUCUAUUUGUUUUCGGGAAGUACACCUUCGUAUAUCUCAUAAUCAUUCAUUAUCCAAUUGUAGAUGAUUCAUAGCUAUUUCUCUUUUUUUAAACAACAAACCCAUUUUUCUUCCGUACUUAAACAGGCUUCAAAUGAAAAUAAAUUAGAUGUACUCUUAAUUCAAAAUAGUACACCUUUACUGAUACGUUCAUCACCUGAAAGUAUCGGUUGGGAUAUUAUUCUACGACGUAAUUUUCUACAGUUGAAUAGUAAUAAUAAUACUGAUGAAGGCAGUCUAAUUCGUGGUUCAUUAGCAGCACGUGAUUUCCUUGUGGCUUGUGUUUAUCGUGGUGCUGAAGUUGGUGGUCUACGGGAUUUAUAUCAUUGGGCUGGAUUGGGAACAAGUGCUGGUGGACAUUUUUAUUCAUUUCCAGAUAGUUUAUGGCCUGAUACGUUAGCUGGUCAACAAUCUGCUCAAAUGGUGACUGAAGAGAAAUUGACUCAUUUUAAUCGUCUUCCGAGUAAUAUACGCCCUGAUUACACAAAAUUGGGUAUAUCUCAUCCAUUCACCUAUCCUUGGUCUGAACUGAUUGUGCAGUAUGCCUCAGGAAUAGUAAAACCUACAGAUACGACUGCUACUACUACUACGAUGACGCCGACUUCUAGUUUUCCUACGAAUGAGCUGACAUCAACAACAACAAGUACUGAUAACACUGAUGUAGCUGGUAAAAUUACCAUUGAUGAAAAUAACUGGUUUGUUCUACGUGAACCAGCUUUAUUACGUUUAGUUGUGCACAGAAUGAUAACUGGUGACAAUCGGGCUAAAUUAUCUAUACAACAGUCGUACAAUUAUAAUCCAUCACUUUUAAACGCACUAAUUCUAGUUUAUUUGAAAUCUGAACAACGUGGUGUUCCACAGUCCUAUGCACGUAUUUAUGCAUUUUAUGAUAAUUCAAGAAAGACAAGCAUUCAUCAUCAGAUCCAAUCAAAUCGUAGUGAUGAUGAUGAUGAUAAGAAAUCGAAUCAGCAACAAAUGCCUCCUCCUCGUUAUCUCCUUGGUUAUGUACAAGAUGGUGGAUACGGUCAAUCGAUUGGUCGUGGAAUUGGUCUAGGCUUUAUCAGUUUAAGUGCUUUAUCGAAUGCAUUAACUCAAACUGACAAUAAUAAUAAGAUAAUAAAAUAUUGUAUUCAAAAUUCGACAUCAAUGCAAUAUUAUAAUGUUAAACUGUCAGUAGUUAUUUGAUGAACAGAACACGGAACAAAGGAGAAAGAUUGAGGAAUAUGUACACUUCAAAACAGUUAUGUCAAUGUCUGUACAUACUGUAUUAUAUAGAGGAAAAAAAUAUAUAUUACAUACUAUAAUUUUAUAUGGAAGAUGCAAAUUUUGCUUGUUCUUUUGAAGUGCGUGUGUGUAUAAAACUCACACUAUCAGUCGUGUCGAUUUUUUUAUUUAUGUCAAGUAAAAGGGAACCAUUAGAAAACCAAUAGCAAGGGAGGGACUACUGGACAUCUGUUUCGUGGGCCUAGUUUGGGACAAGUUAGCCUGUAGACCAUUCAUCCAAGUCACUGGGAUCCGACUUAAUGGCCAGCUCAUCAAUUCUAACUUCUACACAUUUUAGUACGACCACCGUCCGAUGGCAUCACCAGCGAGUAUUUGUUCUUACUGCCGUCCUAGUCACGACUUCUCUUUGGAAUCACGAAAUCACAUUGGUUAAGACUGAUGAGGUGGUCAUGGAAUCGGCUUCCAGUGGCUGAAUUGAAUGGUCUACGAGCUAGCUUGACUUGUAAUCGGAAGUUCUCCCGACCUGUGUUGGGUGAAUACUCCUGGCACAAGGCUGUUGUAGGUCGUUGAUUAUCCCGAUAUACAAGAAGGGAGACAAAUCUUUCUGUGAUAGUCACACGGGAAUUAGCUUCACUAAUAUGGUAACUGAGUGUUUCGGCGGUAUAGCGGUUAGGACGCUCGCCGACCAUGCAUAUGGCCCGGGGUUCGAUCCCCGGUCGACGCACUCCUUUUAUCUCGCUGAGCCAGAAAUAAUACUGGUAGGGAGGAAAGGUUGGGCAAGGGGCUAGUCACCCCACUAGCUUGAAGCCCUAUGUUCCACUGGGGAACGAGAAGGAAAACAAUAUGGUAUCUAAAGUUCUAGACUCAAUAAUAUUGCGUAGACUAAGCGGUGCUCAGGAGGAACAAACACGAGAGAACCAGGUAGGCUUCAGACCAGGAAGGAAGAGGGUGUAUUGCUCAUAUCUUCACCCUUCGAUAGAUUCUGGAACAUAG
Trichobilharzia regenti is the source of this 2868-nucleotide messenger RNA. Lineage: Eukaryota; Metazoa; Platyhelminthes; Trematoda; Strigeidida; Schistosomatidae. The record is from the annotation of a GenBank genome assembly.